GGAUUUCUUGCGCGUUAGUCCCUUCGGAAGUCAGGAUCGUGAGAAGGAGGCUCGGGAAAUGGGGUGGGCGCACCCGGCGGUGACCAUGGAGGAGGUGCUCCGUCUGGUGCGGGGUUUCGUCGACGUCCUUGUCCUUGCCGGCGGCCGCACCUCGUCCGGCGCCGCUGCUACUUGGAGCGCCGACGAGAUCAAGAAGGCCCUCCGGUGGGCGCUCUUCUUCGAGGAGAUUUUCAAGGACCUGCUCGACUCGGGCCAGUACGAGGAUUCUGCAAGAGAACUCGAUGCGGCACUCCUUGAGCUCACUUCAAGUCCCGAGUUCCCUAAGGGUCUUGCUGCUGUACGUUCAGAUUUGCUAUCCAUGGCAAGGGUGUUGGUUAUGCGACAUUUUCUGAAACCAAACACAAUGAGCGUGGAAAACUUUUGUGCUCUUCUUGAAGCGGUUGCUGGCAUGGAUAUUGAUGGCAUUUGUGCUAGUGGUGCGCACAACGCAUGCCAAGAGUAUGCUGAGUCAAUAUUGAAUAUGAAUACAUCAUGUUUUGCGCAGACCAUGAAUGCUUGUGAUGGUGGACUUCCCACUAGUUCUUAUGAUCUGCGGGCUGAAUCCACGGGCCAUUCAUGGAUUAUAGUUAAAGAAUUUCAGAAGACGCUGGAUUCGGCAUCGUGUGGACGGUUGGCUGAUAGAGGACUGGAAACGUUUUUGAACAGUGUGAAAAGGAACAUCUUGGAAAAUGGUAGUAAUAAGCCUUGUGUCCCAGCAAUUCCGAAAACAUCGCAAAUGAUCGACGAGUUUCUAAUGUGGAAGCAAUGGAGAGCAAAGUGUUUGUCAUAUUUGCUUGAUCAACGGACCAUUCGAGUUCUGUCUGGAGCUAGUUUGAUUUUUAAAGCUCCUAAAGAGCAGUGGAUGAAAGUGUUUGAGCCCUUAAAAAGUAUAGAAGAAACAUGUCAUAGUGGUCUUGUUGAAACCAUGGAGCUAUGCUUGCUGGGUUCGAUUACAAGGCGAUGGAACACAUUGAUAGAGGGCUUCAUGUCACACACUUUCUGUUCCAUUCCUAUAUCCAAGAAGCACGCUGAUCUGCACCAGUGCCUUCACAGAACCUUUCAGGACAAAUUCCAAGACGAAUAUCUUAAUUUGGAGGUUUUUCAUAUUUUGGUCUUAUAUCAUGUUCAUAGUUUGCGAAGUAUUCUGUACGUUAGAAACUUUAACUCGGUGUGAAAUUUUUGAAAUGUGGGGAUUGUACCCCUCUCAACCAAGUAGGUAUCCGUACAUCUUAACUCUUAAGAAUAAAUUCAGGAAGGUUUUCACCUAAAUACUGAACACUGAUUGUGUCUUCGUGCAAACUAUCAAUGGUGUUUCUGUGAAUCCUCAAUGUACUUAUGUAACUAAAAUAUAUCGAGGGCCUACGAUCAAACUUCUCUGCCAGAACUUGUAAUGGGCUGUAUACCAAAUCAGGUCUUCGGUGCACUUGCUGUAACUGUGUUUACACAUGUGAGUAUGUGACAGGAAACUGACACAAAACUAUUUUUUGUUGAAAGCUGCUAAUGCUCAGUCCUUAGUCUACAUUCAAAAAUGGUAAAUAACAUUAUUAAAACCAAUUACUUGUCAUACUACCUUGGUCUAGUUUGAUUUACAAGUGAUGCUCGACCAAUUUAAACAAUACUUGAGUCAGUGAACUGUAAGUUCCAAAGAAAAUUUCGUAGAUUAAAGGUCCAACAUAGUGUCUACUGUCUAUUUUUUAUCAGUAAGCGGUCCAAAACCUACCAGGAUUCAUGGGCCAGUGGAAGGCUCCUACUUGAUUAGAUAUAUUAUAAACGAAUUAAUGAUUUCAGAAAAUAAAUAUUAGCAUAGAAAGGUUAGGAACUUGCAUGAUAGUUCUAAGUAGUAAUGAUUAGCAUGCCUUUCAGAGACCUCUCAGGAAAUAAAUUGCAUAACGGACCUGUCACAACUCACAAUAACAAUUGUUAGCAAGACGGCAUAUAUUUUAGAAUCUUGGUAUCUACGAUGUUUCGUUUUCUCACACCUCACGAAAUAAUGUAUCUUCAUCUAAAGCUUCGAACUACAGGAAAAGGAUAUUCUUGACUAUGCAAGACAGACAUUAGAGAGGAAACCAUCCGUACUAUGGCUUCUACCUCCAGUUCUUACCGCCGCAGCAAUUCCACCGCAGUCAAGCUUGUUCCAGAUAUACCUAGCUCAAAUCGAUAAGCAAAUUCAUGAAGCUGCUCCUGCAGAUCGAAAGUGUAGUUGCAGAGGAGAUGAAAUAGAUCGGCAUGUUAACUGUGAGAUUACUGAAAGGAUUCAAUGUCUAUAUGCAUUCCUUAUUCAGCAACUUUCAUAUAACGGUUCCACAAGAUUACACUGAAUGUUAGCAGUGUGCACUGUAUGACGUUUCACUUUUAAUUGAGUGACUGGCCGACUAUGCAUGGCUUCCUUGGCCAUAUUACUUUUCAUUUAACGUUUGUCACUGGUGGGGGGGAAAAAAAAGUGACUGGUUCUCCCAGCUGACUGCACAUAUACAUUGGCUGAACCUGGGACAGCAGAAAAUGGAUUGAGUACGUAAGCCUUUUGGCAUCCUGGGAACAGUUGAACUGAAAGAGAGAUUGAUUAUGGAUGUUGCAUGACCUGGAGAUUGACUCCUCUUUUUUUGUCUCCAAGGGCUGUGGAUGUCCAGGAAGGGCAGCGACGCCCGCCCUCAAGGUGUUGGAUGAAAUGGUGCACGCUUAUGGGAGGGUGACACUGAGCAGUCCUUCUGGUUGAGAAGAUGAAAGACAUCUGCAAAAAAUCUUCCGGCAUGAGACAACUACACAGACUUUGGCCAGCUUCUGAUUCGAUAGUGAUUGCAAAUGUUGAUAUCUUCAGCUAGCUGGCUAUAAUUAUGUGCACACUUGAAAGUCAAUCUAAAUUUAUUUUGAGCCCCA
Zea mays is the source of this 2913-nucleotide messenger RNA. RefSeq lists its product as uncharacterized. Gene Ontology annotation, cellular component: Fanconi anaemia nuclear complex. Bases 59 to 1213 code for a protein of 384 amino acids. The transcript is spliced from 11 exons. The record is from RefSeq and is a predicted model, not a curated record. Gene Ontology annotation, biological process: interstrand cross-link repair. NCBI's taxonomy places the organism in Eukaryota, Viridiplantae, Streptophyta, Magnoliopsida, Poales, Poaceae.